ACCUUCAACAGAAGCCCAGUAAUAUUCUUUUUUUUUUUCCACUCACAGUUGCGGUGCAGUUCUUGUGUACUCUGGUAAUUAACACAUCAAGUAGCCAGCUCAUCACAGGAAAGUGUUUAAGUGGUGUGACUGCAAAACUUUAAGGUAAAGAUGUCCUGCACCAUUCUGUAUCCGCUCCUGCUUCUCCUGUUCAGCUGUGCCUGUAUGUCUGAGGUCCAGCAGGAAGAGAACGAAGUGCAGGCUGAGCGUUUGACUGUGGAACAAAGAGGUGCUGUUUUGACUCCUGAUGAGUGUCAACAACACUUUCUCACAGUGAUCUACACUGAGCUGACAGAGCUGAAAUCCACUGUGAGUUCUCUGAAGAACAAACUGGAAGACAAUGAGAAACAACUGGAGGUCACUGAGAAAAAACUGGAGAACACUGAGGAACAACUGGAGCAGCUCAAGAGAAACGAUUAUAAAGUGGCAUUUGCCGCCACACUUGGACCCAUUGGUGACCUUGGACCUUUCAACACUGAUAUCACUCUGGUUUACAAAAAGGUCUUUGUGAAUGAAGGAGGAGCUUACAACCCAACCACUGGUAUCUUCACAGCACCAGUUAAAGGCGUCUAUUUCUUCUCUGUCUCUGCACGUCACCGCUCAAACAGACUAAUGGAUCUAAGUCUCUCUAAAAAUGGACAACCGAUGGUAUUUGUUAUUAAUCAUCCUCUAGGUGAACGCUAUGAAUCAACAGCUAAUUCAUUCUCUUUGACUCUAGAGAAAGGAGAUCAUGUCUAUGUGCGUCUCCGACACAAUACAUGGGUCUUUAAUAAUGAAGCUGACUUAACUUCAUUUGCUGGCCAUUUACUUUUUUUUCUUUGAGGUCUUAUUAAAUUCAUGAAGUUCAACAUACUUCUCAACAAGUCUUAACUGCAGGUGAUGAUUUUUUAAGACAAGUGCUGAUUCACUAAAGAGUAAAAUAAAUGUUUGUUUGUUCAUUCAUAUUUCAUGUAAUUUUAUCUCUGUGACAGUUUUAUUAAAAUUAAUUGUUUGUAAA
Megalobrama amblycephala (Wuchang bream) is the source of this 1036-nucleotide messenger RNA. Its product is annotated as cerebellin-3-like. Lineage: Eukaryota; Metazoa; Chordata; Actinopteri; Cypriniformes; Xenocyprididae. The transcript is spliced from 3 exons. Bases 151 to 861 code for a protein of 236 amino acids. Gene Ontology annotation, molecular function: protein binding. The record is from RefSeq and is a predicted model, not a curated record.